CCCAACCUUGAACGUACCUUACACUUUAGGCGCUCCAUACUUCGACUACAUCUCACCUCAAGGACACUCCAACUCUCACGCUUCACCGCCCGUUGCACCGUUGCUCCAAACGCUCCUUGCGGCUUGUGACUUUCAUAAACUCAUUGCUCUCUCUCUCCCCUUUUAGACCUCCAAGCCCAGUGCGCCGCCGCCGUCCUCCUCCCCCUGUCAGUAGAAACUUGGUCUCAAGAUGCCCUCCCUCCCGUUCUCGGACCGCAUCUCCUCCGCGGCGAACAUGCAAGGCCGCAACGACAACGGCGAAGAGGAGUCCCUCCUCGGACGAGGCCAGCAAAAGGUGCGGCGUUUCUGGGAUGGCUUCAUCGACUUUGCUCUGCAGGGCAAUAUUCUUGAGAUUGCCUUUGGUUUGAUCAUCGCGGCCGCCUUCACGACCCUCGUCAACAACUUUGUGCAAAACAUCAUCAUGCCGCCCAUCUCCGUCAUCUUCCCACUUAACCGCAACAUGGAAGAAAAGUUCGCCGUCUUGAAGGGCGGCCCGAACUACACCCACGACAACAAGUACACGACCCUCGAGCGCGCCAAGGAUGAUGGUGCCGUCGUCUUAGCUUACGGCUCGUUCCUCAACCAACUCGUCUCCUUCCUCUGCGUCGGCAUCUCGCUCUACGGACUGGCCCACGUCUUCCAGUUCUUCUCCCGAGAGCCGAUUAUUAAGCAUACCGUUAAGUGCAAGUACUGCCGCAAGCGGAUCAGCAAUAAGGCGCAACGUUGCGUCAACUGCACUAGCUGGCAGGACGGGCGUGAGGAUAGGGCUCAUCAGUAAUAAGUUUCUUCUCUUGUUCUUCCCGUGUUGGUGGAAUUGGUUCGAGCACGUUUCUUUUUCUCGGACUGGUUUUAAGCAUGUCAGGGGGUGGGGGUUACGGGGCAACAUCAUGAAGUCAGGUGUCGGGGGUCCAUGAGCAUUGUUUCGGCAUAGCAGGGUUGGAGUUGAGAAGCAUUCGGUGUCGUUUCGUGUCGGAGUCGUGGUUCCUCAUAAUAAUUCAGAGCAUCAUCAUUUGACUCAGGCCCACGUGUUCUUGAAUGUAAUGACCC
Molecule: messenger RNA, 1086 nt
Organism: Colletotrichum phormii
Lineage: Eukaryota; Fungi; Ascomycota; Sordariomycetes; Glomerellales; Glomerellaceae
Product: large conductance mechanosensitive channel protein
Exons: 4
Coding region: 230-817 (195 amino acids)
Biological process (GO): monoatomic ion transport
Cellular component (GO): membrane
Molecular function (GO): mechanosensitive monoatomic ion channel activity
Source: RefSeq, a predicted model, not a curated record